Messenger RNA from Oryza brachyantha (malo sina), 2078 nucleotides. Its product is annotated as plastidic glucose transporter 4. The transcript has 14 exons. Gene Ontology annotation, cellular component: membrane. Gene Ontology annotation, molecular function: carbohydrate:proton symporter activity. NCBI's taxonomy places the organism in Eukaryota, Viridiplantae, Streptophyta, Magnoliopsida, Poales, Poaceae. Gene Ontology annotation, biological process: transmembrane transport; carbohydrate transport. The record is from RefSeq and is a predicted model, not a curated record. Bases 110 to 1744 code for a protein of 544 amino acids.
CUCCCCCAUCCGCCAUAGACUAGAAGCAGCACGGAUCGUGACCUCCUCGAGGGGAGAUUUUUCCAAUCGAAGCUUCCACUCGAAGGCAGGGACGGGAGCUGCCGUUAAGAUGAUGCGAUGCGCUGUAAAGUGCGGCGGGAACGUCGUCGUCGCUGCUGCGCGCGGUGAUCGGAGGUCGCCGGCGAUCGCGCCACCACCCACCACCGCACGGAUGCCGGACCGCGUGCUCUGCUGCGGCAUGAGGUCGCGCGGGGCGGAUCUCGCCGGCGUCGAGAUGGCGGGGCCGCAGGGCGGCGGCGUCACGGGGCUCUUCCGCGCGCGCUCGAGCCCGCGCUACGCCCGCGUGCGCGCCACGGCCUCAGUUGACCCUGAGGAUAUUCCAUUGGAGAAGGUUCAAUCUAAAUCUUCUGGAAGUGUUCUGCCAUAUGUGGGCGUUGCUUGUUUGGGGGCUAUUUUAUUUGGUUAUCAUCUUGGGGUGGUCAAUGGUGCUCUUGAAUAUCUUGCAAAGGACCUUGGAAUUGCUGAAAAUGCUGUGUUACAAGGAUGGGUGGUUAGCACAACCCUGGCUGGUGCGACAGCGGGUUCUUUUACCGGAGGUGCUUUAGCUGAUAAAUUUGGACGAACACGGACGUUCAUCCUGGAUGCAAUCCCUCUUGCUGUAGGUGCACUCCUGAGUGCAACAGCUCAAGAUGUUCGGACAAUGAUUAUUGGUCGAUUACUUGCUGGGAUUGGUAUUGGCAUCUCUUCUGCUCUUGUGCCCCUUUACAUAUCUGAGAUUUCACCGACUGAAAUACGUGGAGCUCUUGGUUCUGUUAAUCAGCUUUUUAUCUGCAUUGGUAUUCUUGCUGCUCUGGUAGCUGGAUUGCCUUUGGCAGGAAACCCUGCUUGGUGGAGGACAAUGUUCGGAAUUUCAGUAGUUCCAUCCAUUUUGCUUGCUCUUGGAAUGGCCGUUUCACCUGAAAGCCCUCGCUGGCUAUUCCAGCAAGGAAAGCUUUCUCAGGCGGAAACAGCUAUUAAAAAGCUAUAUGGAAGAGAAAAGGUUGCCGAAGUUAUGUAUGACCUAAAAGCUGCUGGCCAAGGUUCUUCUGAGCCAGAUGCUAGCUGGUUUGAUCUUUUCAGCAAACGCUAUUGGAAAGUUGUUAGCGUGGGUGCGGCACUGUUCUUGUUCCAACAGCUUGCUGGCAUAAAUGCUGUUGUAUAUUACUCUACAUCAGUGUUUCGCAGUGCAGGCAUUGCAUCUGAUGUUGCAGCGAGUGCUCUUGUUGGAGCAGCCAAUGUUUUUGGCACAAUGGUUGCAUCUUCUCUGAUGGACAAGCAAGGAAGGAAAAGCCUUCUGAUAACAAGCUUUUCUGGCAUGGCUGCCUCAAUGUUGCUUCUAUCAUUGUCCUUCACCUGGAAGGCUUUGGCACCUUAUGCAGGCCCUCUUGCUGUUGCUGGCACUGUUUUGUAUGUGCUGUCUUUUGCUCUUGGAGCUGGCCCAGUUCCAGCAUUGCUCCUUCCUGAAAUAUUUGCCUCCAGAAUAAGGGCUAAAGCUGUUGCAUUAUCUCUGGGCAUGCACUGGGUUUCUAACUUCUUUAUUGGCCUUUACUUCUUGAGUGUCGUCAACAAAUUCGGUAUCAGUACUGUGUAUUUGGGUUUUGCAUCUGUUUGCGCUCUUGCUGUUCUUUACAUAGCUGGAAAUGUGGUUGAGACCAAGGGGCGUUCUUUGGAGGAGAUUGAGCGGGCUCUAAGUUCAGCAAGUUGAUCUGCUAGUCACUCUGGUGACUGAAUGGGUAUUCAAGAAAACAUCCUGUGGCUUAGGUCCUGGAGAUGCUCUUUCUAGUAGUUUUGAAAUAAACGAGUGGCAAGUGAAUUUUUAUGAACUGGAGUGGCAAGUGAAUUUUUAUGAACUGGAGUGGCAAGUGAGCUCGGUAUAUUCUGUGAAUUGGUUGUGGCUUAGAGGGUUGUAAAUUCUGACAUUUGUCAGAAUCAAAGAUGUUCAUACUGUAGUUCUUACAUGCCACCGUUUCUAGUGUAUAGAUGACCUUUUCUUCCUUUUGUUGGAAAUAAAAGCAGCUCGUCGAAUUUGCAGCAAUUCA